UGGAAAUCCUCAGUGUUUCCGUGUUUAUCAGAAGAAGUGUUACAGUUUACUUGCUGAAUGACACUUGGAGGAAAGUUUACACGCUUUUCGCUCCUUGGGAAAGCUUUUCCAGACUUCGGCAUAGCACUACGGCUUGUCUGACAUUUCGUCGUCUAGUUCCCUCUUUGAGUUUCUCUGAAAAAUGCGGGACCGAACGAAAGAACUGGGAAAUCAGAGUGCGGAGUGCUCAGAUGAGGAUGAGGAGGGCAGAGCGCUGAUGAUCAAGCCUGGCACCUCUUCAGUCAAAGAGGAGAGGGAGAAUGAAGCCUUUUUCAAGAAGGUGCAAGAAAUUCGGGAGGGUCUGGAGACUCUCAAAAAAAAGGUGUCCGACCUUGAGAACAAACAGAAAACGGUGCUGGGUGUGGCGCUGCCAGAGGAUAGUAUGAAGAAAGAGCUGCAGACCCUUCGAGAGGAGAUCAAAACUAUGGCGAGCCAGAUCCAGAAAAAACUGAAGACCAUUGAACCUAAGAAGGGAGAGGAUGAUGGCAAAUACAUACCCAUAAACACGAGGAUGCAACGGACACAGCACGGCGUCUUGUCCAAGGAGUUUGUGGAGCUGAUGGGUCACUGCAACACCAUCCAGGCUCAGUACAGAGAUCGUAACGUGGAGAGGAUACAGAGGCAACUUAAAAUCACUGGCAACAAUGUAACAGACGAGGAGCUGGACGCCAUGCUCGAAAGUGGACAGACGGAUGUGUUUACGCAAAAUAUCUUGAUCGAUGCGAAAGCCACCAAGCAGGCUCUGAACGAGAUCGAGUCGCGGCACGAUGAGAUCCUGAAACUGGAGAGGAGCAUCAGGGACCUGCACGACAUGUUCCAGUACCUGGCCAUGGAGGUGGAGGCUCAGGGGGAAAUGGUCAACCGCAUUGAAACAAACAUCAAACAGUCCAGUAACUAUGUGGAAAAGGCCAAGGCAGACACAGAGAAAGCAGUCACGUAUCAACAGAAAGCACGCAAGAAGAAAAUCUGGAUCGCCGUCUGCGUCGCCAUCCUCAUCCUCAUCCUCGUCAUCUCGUUGGUCACCACCUUCAGUGGCUGAGACCCAGCAGUGUGAGUUUUAGCUCUGGAGGGGGCUGGCAUAUGCAAAAAUGUUUUAUUUGUAGAAUAACAUCUAAAUUUUCAACCUCUCAGAAUGUAGGUCAAUUAAGUCAAUGGAUUGUAUAUAAACACAAGUCUGCCUUUUUCAGUUUCCACUCUAACCCUCCUACCCUGCCACUGGGCCUUAUUUUGAAGAAGAGAUGUCCUCUCUGUUUGUUGAGACUAUAACUUUUCACACACUCACAGUAGACACACAAAACGACUACACUCUUGUCUAACUUUUGUCAAGAGGUAAUGCUGCUGGCGUAUGGAAUCUCUCUGUUAGGCUUUUGCCUGCAGAUGCACCACACAUAGCAUUAGGAAUUGGUAACUGCAGUGUAACCCCAUUACCCCGUCUCUCUCCCUCUCUCUCUCUCUCUCACACACACACACACACAUACACACGAAAACUUAAAAAAAAAAAAAAAAGAAAAAGUUAGCAAAGGAAGAAUGCAGUAUUGGAAACCAACACUGGCGCUGAUCUUACUGUACUCAGGAAAACCGUUCAUUGAUUUCUUGUUACAUUAUUGUUUAUAGAUCAAUU
Messenger RNA from Myripristis murdjan (pinecone soldierfish), 1660 nucleotides. RefSeq names its product syntaxin 4 (gene stx4). Gene Ontology annotation, cellular component: SNARE complex; endomembrane system; plasma membrane. NCBI's taxonomy places the organism in Eukaryota, Metazoa, Chordata, Actinopteri, Holocentriformes, Holocentridae. Gene Ontology annotation, molecular function: SNARE binding; SNAP receptor activity. Gene Ontology annotation, biological process: vesicle fusion; intracellular protein transport; exocytosis. The transcript has 10 exons. The record is from RefSeq and is a predicted model, not a curated record. The coding region runs from base 182 to 1078 and encodes 298 amino acids.